CUCAACAUUUGCAGGACUGCAGCAGGAGUGGCCGUGCAGCCAGCUUCCUUGAGGACGCGUGGGAACUCAACGGUCCUGCAGGAGAAGACCCCUGAAGUCCAGAACCUUCUGAGAAGAUCAUGGCUGAUCCCAGUGACAACUCUCUGAGGAUUGUUCUGGUAGGGAAGACAGGGAGUGGAAAAAGUGCCACAGCAAACACUAUUCUGGGUCAAAGAAAAUUUGAUUCUAGAAUUGCACCCCAUGCUGUCACUAAGACCUGUCAGAAAGCAUCCCGCAAGUGGAAGGAGAGAGAACUCCUGCUUGUUGAUACCCCAGGGCUCUUUGACACCAAAGUCAAGCUGGAAACCACCUGCAUUGAAAUCAGCAAGUGUGUCCUCCAGUCCUGCCCUGGGCCUCAUGCCAUCAUCCUGGUACUGCGGCUGGGUCGCUACACGGAGGAAGAGCAAGAAACUGUCAUUAGGAUCAAGGCUAUCUUUGGGGAGGCAGCCAUGAAGUACAUGGUUGUCUUGUUCACCCGCAAAGACGAGCUGGAGGACCAGAGCCUAAAGGACUUCCUAGAAAGUUCAGAUACAAACCUAAAAAGCAUCAUCAAGGAGUGUGGCGACCGCUGCCUGGCCAUCAACAACAGAGCAGGGAAGGCUGAGCAGGAAACGCAGGUGCAGGAGCUGGUGGAGCUGGUCGAAGCCAUGGUGCAGAGCAAUGGCGGCGUCUACUUCUCUGAUGCCAUCUACAAGGAUGCAGAGCAAAGGCUGGAGAGCCAAGUAGCGCUCCUGAGGCGACUUUACACUGAGCAAAAACGGAAUGAAGUUAGAAUAGUAGAGGAAGAGUGUGCUCUCGGGAAACUCAGCGCUCAGGAAAAAGAGGAGAUGAUACAGGCAAUCAGGGAAAAAUACGACCAAAAGAUAAGACAAGAAGCAGAGAAUAGCAUACUCAGCCAGAUUGUUGAAGGAAUUAAGAAAAUUCUUUUGAAAGUGUGGCAUAUUUUUCGUAAGUAGUCUGUGUAUUUUUUCAUCCAUUCUAAGCAUUUCUUCAUCUCCCUCCCUCCCAUCCUCCCUGCUGUCCCAUUCCUUCAGCCACCAGCAAACUUCAGAGAUAGCAGAACCAAGAAUUCACUGAACCAGAGUAAAGACUCAGUGUCAGGCUCCCAGACCGGGUCACACACUCUGCACUCAGCUCCCUAUGCCUGCCCUGUCUUCCCCUCUCUGAUGGGCUGAAAUGCCUCUGUAGCCAUGGCCCGAAAUCCACACUGCUCCCUAUGCCAGCCUGCCCUGCCCUCCCCGCUCUGAUGGACUGAAAUGCCUCUGUAGCACGGAGAUGUCAUUUUAGGAGACCAUUGCGUCAUCAUAGCAGCUCUGCCAUGUCCACAGAGCCUGAAGUAGGGGCUCUGAACAUGCUCAGAUGGGACUGUAAGAGGCACCACCUCGCAUGUGCCUUUAAGGACUUGUCUGCAAGCCCUGCAGACAGAAGCCCUGACCCAUCCACGGCUCCCACCAAAUCUGCUCCAUUCCCACUACACCGCAGUUCACACUAGAGGACCCCUUGUUCUGAACAGAACACUUCCAACAUAAGGCUACAUUGCAAAACUCCAGACUGAGAAGAUGUGUUCACCCACUCCUGAGCAUGCAUUUAAAGAGGUUUGUGGUGAGGAGGAGAUGGCUGUUUGUGCAGCGUGAGAAUGGCACCCUGGAGCAGGACAUGGCACUGUCCCUGCCCAAGCUUCGUCCAUGAACUGAUCCAAGGAAGUGGCCACUGUCAUUACAUCAUGAACCUUGACCCUCAAGAAAAGGACAGUGACCUAAACCCGACAUCACAAAUGGAAAACUCACAAGAGACAUAUCUUUGUGCUUCCUGUGCUGGCAGCUCCCGCCUCUCAGUGAAGUCCCUGUGCUCUCACAACUGCCUCUGGGGGUGUUUGGCUCCGCACCUGUCUCUCCUGUGAAACUUUGACAGCCAGCAAUAAGCUGUCCGUUCAUAGAAAAACCGCUUUACUUCCCAACGUGCAAAGUCUCGGGAUUCAAAGCAAAUUUAGUCCAAAUUGACACGAAGCAGACUCUUUGUAGAGGAAGCAGGGGGAUGACUGUGUGUAUUCUGCGUCCUCUUCCCACCACAGGCAACAGAGCCGCCUUCUCUGGAGAGCACGGCCAGCCGGGCUGCUGCGGCGUUUCUUCUGGAAGAGUGGGUGUGGGGGAGAGCAACUUAUAGCAAUUGAUCUUAUUGUGAGAGUCGAUAUUUUCGGGGUGUGUUGAUUAAACACCCUCUUAAGUCAUAAUCCUCACAAAGUAUGCCAAGUCAAAGCCUCC
Molecule: messenger RNA, 2300 nt
Organism: Alexandromys fortis (reed vole)
Lineage: Eukaryota; Metazoa; Chordata; Mammalia; Rodentia; Cricetidae
Product: GTPase IMAP family member 7-like
Exons: 2
Coding region: 120-995 (291 amino acids)
Molecular function (GO): GTP binding
Source: RefSeq, a predicted model, not a curated record